Molecule: messenger RNA, 900 nt
Organism: Bathycoccus prasinos
Lineage: Eukaryota; Viridiplantae; Chlorophyta; Mamiellophyceae; Mamiellales; Bathycoccaceae
Exons: 1
Coding region: 1-900 (299 amino acids)
Source: RefSeq, a predicted model, not a curated record
AUGAAGACGUUCUCGUCCGAGCGGAGCGCGGUCUCGUCGUACGGCGAACAUCAUCCUAUGACGAAUCAACAACAACAAUAUCAGCGCAGCGGUGCAACUGGGGUUGUUCCGAUGCAACACGUUGCACAGCAACAACAACCGACCGCGUCGCAGUUGAUAUCUAAAAAUCGCAGAGAGCUCAGAAAAAGGAAGCAAAUGGCUCGAAAGUUUGGAACUCGAGAAAUUCUCAUCGUCCAAUCGCUCAUCGAGCGAUGCUUGACGUUUUACGCGACGAAAGAGGAAGUGAUUGAGAUUUUAGAGAAGAAGUGCGGGAUCGAUGAGGUGAUAUCGUCGGUGAUUUGGGACCAAUUGGAACAGCAAAACGAGGAGUUCUUCAAGGAGUAUCAUCGGCGAUUGAAGAUGAAGGAAAGGAUCGAAGCGUUCAACGAAGAGAUAUGCAACUACGCGCAGACGAUUGGGAUUAUUCCGAGCGAGGUUGAGGAAGAGGAGGACGAGGAGGACGGGAGGAACACGAUGAGCAACGACGAAAACGUGAACAAUAAUAGAUCGGAAGAAGGGUCGCACGACGCGAGCGAAGGUAACAAACAAAAGAAGAAGAAGAAGAGUAAAAAAGCAAAGACAAAGGAAGCGGCGACCACCGCCACCAAGAAGGCGGAAGAAGAAAAAAACAAGAAAGAUAAUAAUAAUAAUAAUAGCAACAAAAGAACGGGCACGGGAGCGUUGAGUGGAGCCGUGAGUGCCGCGUUGACCCCGUUAGCUUUGGCACCGGGCGAAUUGAGAAAUUUGAAUGAUAAUCCAGAAGCCGAUUUGCCUUCCAUGGAGCUGUCGUUCGAGGAAGAAAAAGAUGAGAUUCCAUUGCCGCAGGCGCCCCCGGUAGUAGCCGAGAAGGCUACGGCGUAG